Messenger RNA from Pongo pygmaeus (Bornean orangutan), 2129 nucleotides. RefSeq names its product pipecolic acid and sarcosine oxidase (gene PIPOX). The record is from RefSeq and is a predicted model, not a curated record. Gene Ontology annotation, molecular function: sarcosine oxidase activity; flavin adenine dinucleotide binding; L-pipecolate oxidase activity. The coding region runs from base 88 to 1260 and encodes 390 amino acids. Gene Ontology annotation, cellular component: peroxisome. The transcript is spliced from 8 exons. Lineage: Eukaryota; Metazoa; Chordata; Mammalia; Primates; Hominidae.
UUGCCUUCUUCCUCGUCCUUCAGCCGGGAGCCCGUCUUUGCUUGCCUUUGCCUUUGAGGCUCUGUAGCUGUGGGGCUGAGUGGCAUCAUGGCGGCUCAGAAAGAUCUCUGGGACGCCAUUGUGAUUGGGGCAGGGAUCCAGGGCUGCUUCACUGCAUACCACCUGGCCAAACACAGGAAGAGGAUCCUCCUGCUGGAGCAGUUCUUUCUACCACACUCCCGAGGAAGCUCCCAUGGACAAAGCCGGAUAAUCCGAAAGGCAUACCUGGAAGACUUUUACACCCGGAUGAUGCAUGAGUGCUAUCAGAUAUGGGCCCAGCUGGAGCAUGAGGCUGGAACCCAACUGUACAGGCAGACUGGAUUACUGCUGCUGGGAAUGAAAGAGAAUCAAGAAUUAAAGACAAUCCAGGCCAGUCUGUCGAGGCAGAGGGUAGAACACCAGUGUCUUUCAUCGGAGGAACUGAAGCAACGUUUCCCAAAUAUUCGGUUGCCCAGGGGAGAAGUGGGGCUGUUGGACAAUUCCGGAGGAGUUCUCUAUGCAUACAAGGCCCUCAGAGCCCUGCAGGAUGCAGUUCGACAGCUAGGAGGCAUAGUGCGUGAUGGAGAGAAGGUGGUGGAGAUAAACCCAGGGCUACUGGUCACGGUGAAAACCACCUCCAGGAGCUACCAAGCUAAGAGCUUGGUCAUCACAGCAGGUCCUUGGACCAACCAGCUCCUCCGUCCCCUGGGCAUUGAGCUGCCUCUCCAGACCCUGCGGAUCAACGUGUGUUACUGGCGAGAGAUGGUUCCUGGGAGCUAUGGUGUGUCCCAGGCCUUUCCAUGCUUCCUGUGGCUGGGCUUGUGUCCCCACCACAUCUACGGACUGCCCACAGGAGAGUACCCAGGGCUGAUGAAGGUCAGCUAUCACCACGGCAACCACGCAGACCCUGAGGAGCCGGACUGCCCCACAGCAUACACAGACAUCGGAGACGUCCAGAUCCUGAGCAGCUUUGUCAGAGAUCACUUACCUGAUCUGAAGCCCGAGCCUGCCGUCAUUGAGAGCUGCAUGUACACGAAUACCCCUGAUGAGCAGUUCAUUCUCGAUCGCCACCCAAAGUAUGACAACAUUGUCAUUGGUGCUGGAUUCUCUGGGCACGGGUUCAAGCUGGCGCCUGUGGUGGGGAAGAUCUUGUAUGAAUUAAGCAUGAAAUUAACACCAUCUUAUGACUUGGCACCUUUUCGAAUCAGCCGUUUCCCAAGCCUGGGCAAAGCCCACCUUUGACCUCUGGCCAGAAGCCUCCCUUCUGUGCACAGGAGCCAAUUUCACAGAUGGAGAAGAUGUCUCAGAUGAAGGGAGUGUCCCUAAGAUGUCAUCCUUUUCUUCUGCCUCGCCUGAAUCCCCCGUAAACACCAGACGAUUGAGUCUACCUUCUUUUCUUGGCCACCUCUCCAUUCACAACUACUUUCUUACUCCCAGAAGGUUGAUCAGAUAUUCUACAAUCAUAGAGUAGCAAGGACCUUUGAGAUGGAUAUAUCAGUAAGAAGAGGGCACAAGAACUGGCUCUGGAGACCAAAGCAGUUGUUAAAAAUUCUCUUUGCUGGGGGCCGGGUGUGGUGGCUUACACCUGUAAUCCCAGCACUUUGGGGGGCCAAGACAGGCGGAUCACCUGAGGCCAGGAGUUCAAGACCAGCCUGGCCAACAUGGUGAAACCCUGUCUCUACUAAAAAUACAAAAUUACCCGGGUGUGGUGGCGCAUGCCUGUAACCCCAGCUACUUGGGAGACUGAGGCAAGAGAAUCACUUGAACCCAGGAGGCGGAGGUUGCAGUGAGCCGAGAUUGCGCCAUUGCACUCCAGCCUGGGCAACAAGAGUGAGACUCUGUCUCAAAAAAAAAAAAAAAAAAAAACCAAACAAAAAACCUCUUUGCUGGUAUAUUUGAAGAGCUUGGGAUGGAUUUGACUAAAUCUGCCCCGAGGAGGGUGAACAAGAUGAUCUCAGAGAUCACUACUGCUCUUGGAGUUCCUUUUCCUAAAGCUAAGGCCAGCCUCCAUCACAAAUGCCCAUAAAAUCUGGCUUGUCUUUGACGAACAAUAAAUAUUUGUUGAAUAAAUAACUGCCCUGCAUGAAGUCUGUAGCGGGCUUUCUUUUCUG